UAUAUUGGGGGUGAUGGAUGAGCUGCUUGGAUAUUUUUGCUACUGGAGAACCGAUGGCUAAUUGUUGAUGUCUAGUCGCGCUUGGCGCUGUUGCGGCUCCGUCUGAAUCUCAGAUUGUACUCCAACAUGACCGGAAAUAUGCCAAGAAUGGGCUUGUUUGGACAGAAGGGGCCGUGAGGAUGAACCACAUACAGGUUAUUGGAUCGCACAACAGCUACCACAUCGAGGCGCCCAAGGCGGAGCGAGACCUUCAGUCGACGUUUGCGUCGGGGGCGGUUGAUUUGCAGUAUUCGCAUUCUGCGCUGGAUGUGCAGCUGGAGCAUCUGCAUGUGAGGAAUCUAGAAAUAGACGUGUUGGCAGAUCCAGAUGGCGGCAUGUUUAGCCAGCCGCUGAUUCGCAGACUUGCUGGCCUCGGCGUCCCCAACGACCCGGCGCUGAAGCAAAAGGGCACAAAAGUGCUGCAUAUCCCAGACGUGGACUAUCACACCAGUUGCUCGACGCUGGUUUCCUGUCUGCGGGUCAUCAAGGGAUGGAUGGACGCUCAUCCGGACAGCGUGCCGCUGCCCAUCAUGAUGGAGUUUAAGACGGCAGAGAAGCUGGGAGAGCGACUGGGCGGCGCGAAAGUGGUGCCGUGGAACACGGAGCUGUUGGACAUUGUCGACGAGGAGAUUCGCUCUGUGUUUGGGGCGUCGCAGCUACUUGUUCCGGACGAUGUAAGGAGAGAUGGCUUGACGCUGGAGGAGUCGAUAUUGAAGCAUGGCUGGCCGGAUCUGGAUAGUGCGAGGGGGAGGAUAUUCUUUUUGAUGGACAAUGGGCCGGUGAAUGAUGUGCGGGAUGCGUAUAUCGAGGGGAGGCCGAGUUUGGAGGGGAGGGUGUUGUUUACGAAUAGUGCGCCGGGACAGGAUGACUGUGCGUUUCAAAAGCACAACGACCCAUCCACCGACGCAAACGUCGACUUCAUCCAAGCCCAAGUCCGCGCAAACUACUGGGUGCGCACCCGCGCCGACGAGCCGCUCGACACGGUGCUCGGGCACAACUGCUCGACUUCGCGGCGGGACAGGGCGCUGCGGUCGGGGGCGCAUGUUGUGUCGACGGAUUUCCCGGCGUUUGGGAUGAGUGCGCGAUGGGGGUGCGAUUAUGCGGUGAGGAUGGAGGGGGAGGGGGCGAGGUGUAAUCCGGUGAGGGGGGAGGGGUGUGGGGGGGAGAGGUUGGAGCCCGAGGAGUAUUAUAGGUGA
Trichoderma atroviride IMI 206040 is the source of this 1235-nucleotide messenger RNA. RefSeq lists its product as uncharacterized. The record is from RefSeq and is a predicted model, not a curated record. Gene Ontology annotation, molecular function: phosphoric diester hydrolase activity. Gene Ontology annotation, biological process: lipid metabolic process. Lineage: Eukaryota; Fungi; Ascomycota; Sordariomycetes; Hypocreales; Hypocreaceae.